Molecule: messenger RNA, 1088 nt
Organism: Theobroma umbraticum
Lineage: Eukaryota; Viridiplantae; Streptophyta; Magnoliopsida; Malvales; Malvaceae
Source: RefSeq, a predicted model, not a curated record
GCGGGCAACAGAUUCUCUGCGUCUUGACUCUGAUCUCAUGGUCUCCUCUGUUUAAACCCAGAAUUAGGGCUAACGAAAUUAGGAAAUUAGGGACAUAUGUUUCAAGAAUUUGGCCAAUUUCUCUCUUUUGAAACAGUUGCCGAUGGAUUUCCAAAAGAAAAGAUCUCAGCUUUUGUUCUUCGUCGCUGGAGUCAUCAUCCUCAGUAUCACAGCUGAAAAAUGCAGGCAACUGGUUGGGGAGGAGGCAUCAUCCCAAAGUGGGAAAUUUACUAUAUUAAAUUGCUUUGAUAUGGGCUCUGGUUCCGUGGCUUGUGCAGUGAAGGAGGGUGUGAAGCUUUAUUUCUACAACAUUAGAUCCGCUCAUGUUGAGAGAGCAAGGAAUGUUGCAAUUGAGAUGGCAAUAGAGGAUGCGGUCUCACAAGGAAUGUCUGCUAAAGAUGCGGCUAAACUAGCCCAAAUAGAAGGGAAAAAGGCGGCGAAGUUGGCAACACGACAAGCCAAGCGCAUUAUAGGUCCUAUUAUUUCCUCUGGAUGGGAUUUUUUUGAAGCUAUAUACUAUGGUGGUACUAUUGCCGAGGGAUUUCUGAGGGGUACUGGAACAUUAUUUGGUGCCUAUGGUGGGGGUUUUCUCGGUGAGCAAAGGCUCGGGAGGGUUGGUUAUCUUGUGGGAAGUCAUUUGGGGAGUUGGGUUGGAGGUAGGAUUGGUUUGAUGGUUUAUGAUGUGGUUAAUGGAGUACAUUACUUGCUUCAAUUUGUUCAAAUGGAAGAAAGCGAAAAUCAUGAGGCUCCGAUUUAUGAAAAAUCGGAAGUUUCUGAGGAUUCCUAUGCUUACGAAAAUUCAGAUAUCUAUGAAUCUCCACCUGAUGAGAGCUCUGAAUCACAAGAAAGCUCUAGCUUCUGGUGAAUAUAUACUGAGUUCAUUUUGUUGUUAUUUUUUAAUUAAGAUGAAUGCAGAUUCAAUAUAAACUGAAGUUUAGUCGCCCAAAUUACAUGUAUAGAUGUAUCAAUAGUGUUGUCACAAAGUCAUGUUAUAUUGUUUCGACAGAGAAGUUAUCAUUAGUUAGUAAUUCUUAAAUCAUUUUGAAACU